Anastrepha obliqua is the source of this 1626-nucleotide messenger RNA. RefSeq lists its product as uncharacterized. Bases 332 to 1468 code for a protein of 378 amino acids. The record is from RefSeq and is a predicted model, not a curated record. NCBI's taxonomy places the organism in Eukaryota, Metazoa, Arthropoda, Insecta, Diptera, Tephritidae. The transcript has 4 exons.
GCUAAGCCUUACAAUACUCUACUAUAGAAAUUACUAUCGUCAGUUCUCAUCUCUGCGUCUUUGUUAAUGCUGGAGAUAUAUGUAAUAUUGCAAAAAACAAAACUCGCGAAAACUCUCACAAAAAUAGUGUUUUGUUCGAAAGGCUGACAAUUUAUUUAAUCGCAAAAAUGUUUAGCAAAUCGAAAUUCGCCUCGAUGCACUACAAACGCUGAUGGGAAGUUAGUUGUCGCACUGUGUAUUCUAUCGCUAAUCGUGAACUACUUACAAUUGUACUAAAAUUUACUACAACAACAACAAAAUUGUGUGAGAUACAAAUAGUUCCGGUGAGGUGAUGAGCGUUUUUCAUCCAAUGGAUAAAUUGAAUUUCCGGCUGCUAGCCGGUUUAGUAUUAUCGCUCAGUUUGUCGCAGCAUACUUGUCGCUGUCAGCCUAACGCACUCUUCAAUCAAUCACCAUUUCAGCGACAACAACAGACACAAUUACGCCAGCAGUUACAGCAGCAGCAACAACAGCAACAUCAACAACGACAACAACAGCAGGGCUUUCCCAAUUCUCUAAACACCUUGCAACCAGUUGGUGCAAUAUCACCCAUCUCACAGCUCUCCGGCAUAGUACCACAGAGUCCCUUUCGCAUCUAUAAUCGUCUUGACCAACCAAACUAUGUGCCCAUUACCGCCUAUCAGAAUGAUCUCAACUAUGACGGCAGCUUUUCAUAUGGUUACGCCUCGGCCGAUGGUACUACCGCCCAGGCGCAGGGGUAUGUAAAAAAUUUGGGCCUAGGCGAAGAUGUCGAAGCACAGGUGGUGCAAGGUUCAUACUCUUACACCUCACCGGAGGGCACGCCCAUAACUGUACGUUAUAUAGCCGAUGAGAAUGGAUUUCGCGCUGAGGGUGCUCACAUUCCCACACCUCCCCCCAUACCCGACGCAAUUGCCAAGUCGCUUCAAUAUAUCGCCAGCGUGCAGCAACCCUACCAACAGGCCAUCAACCCCAAUCUGAAUCCAUACCAAACGCCUUUUCGUCAAUUUUCGGGUCAACAACGUCCAGGUCAACAGCAGCAAUUGACUCCUUUUCAACUACAACAACAACAACAACGUGCAUAUCAGCAACAACUUGCUGGCCAAUUGCAGCCACCUUUUCCACAGUUCCCUGGCGCUCAACAACCACAAUCGAAUGCAUUUUACGGAGGCGGCCUCGGUGGUGGCUUGCCGGGACAAGGUCAGCUUCCAGGUCAAUUUGGCGAUUUAAGUGGGCAAAACUUUACCCAGCAGCCGCAAAAUUUACAGCAAGAACAACAACAGCAAGUAUUACAGCAGCAACAGAAAAAUCAACAACAGCAACAGCACCAGCAGCAACAACAACAGCAAUUAGCCACACAAGAAUUGCGCGCACGCCCCAAUCAGCUGGUGAACCCUUUCGGCUACAAUCAAUAUCGGCGUUACAAAAAAGCGGCAUUGACGAAAAAUUAAAUACACAACAGCAAUUACUACCCAUAAGCAUAGAAUUAAUAAGACUUAACGAUUUAGAUUCACUGAAUACAGUUUUUGGCUUCGAUUUUUUACUGUGUUGCUCGAUAAUUUAUUUUGCUAUGUUUUUUUAGUUUUAAAUUAGCAAGAAGAUAGUUUUG